AUGAUAAACUCGCUUCUAAAAAGGGCGGUUGAUAGUGCAUGUGAAGGUUUAAAGGGUGACAAUAAGGAACGCCUGCAGAAGUAUUUCGCAUCGACAGAGAAUAUAGCGACGCUGAUGAGAACGAUGAGGAAGGAUGAAAUAUUUUUGACUCAUGGAGAUUAUAGACCAAGCAAUUUAAUGCACAGGCAUCGGAACGGUAACCUGGAGGUAGUCCCUAUAGACUAUCAAACCGUGAAAGCUGGGAACCCAGUGGGCGACCUGAUGCACUUCGUCUUCUCUGGCUCUGAUGAGGAGUUCCGCCGUCUCCAUUACCAGCAGCUCAUGGACCACUACUUCAAGCAGCUGACCUUGGCGUUGAAGCAGCUUAAUGUGGACGUGAAGAACGUGUAUCCUAGGGAGACAUUUGAUGCAGAUCUGAUUAGGGUAAGGCUGAUGGGUGUCAUACCCAGGAUACUCACGCAUGUGGAUAAAGGAUGA
Molecule: messenger RNA, 477 nt
Organism: Cydia amplana
Lineage: Eukaryota; Metazoa; Arthropoda; Insecta; Lepidoptera; Tortricidae
Exons: 2
Coding region: 1-477 (158 amino acids)
Source: RefSeq, a predicted model, not a curated record